Messenger RNA from Trichoderma gamsii, 792 nucleotides. RefSeq lists its product as hypothetical. The record is from RefSeq and is a predicted model, not a curated record. Lineage: Eukaryota; Fungi; Ascomycota; Sordariomycetes; Hypocreales; Hypocreaceae. Bases 1 to 792 code for a protein of 263 amino acids. The transcript has a single exon.
AUGGCAUCAAGCGGCCUAAAGGCUUCGAUCUGGGCUUCAGCGUCGAGCCGCCCCUCCGAUUCUUAUCGAUUCGACUCCAGGUCUAGAUCUGUGCCUCCAGUAUCCGCCUCGACGACGACGACGACAGUCCCCAGCUCGACUUCAACAGUUACUACUUCCGCCACCGCAAACUCUUCUCUGUCCCCCGCACAAGCCUUCCAGAGAUUCCACCAGACCUGCCAGCGCCUUCGAUGGACGGCCAUCGACCUCGAAAAUUCAUACCACCGCGCACACUCCCCCGAACACAGCGGCUUUUCCGCCUCCGACGCCGAGGUCAAUUUCAAGAUUGAUUUUCACGAAUUUUACAUGCGCAUUGAGCAGGCUCUAGUGCUUGUUCUUCUCGUCUACGGCGUGACCGUCCCCCGCGGCUUCGGCGGGCCCAGAGGCCAAGCAACACAUAGCUAUCACCACAACGUGCUGCUGGCCUUUGGCGAGGGAGACAACCCGCUGCGAAGCGCGCUGGGCAUAGGAGAUGUCAAUUCUGCGCUGUGGAAGGCCAAGGAGCUGCGCAACCGAUGGAAAGAUGCGGCGGAAGGGGAAACAACGCCGCUGGGCAUGUAUGACUUGUCAUGGAUCAUAGGACGCAUCAUUGAGGGUCUGGGUGUCGCGUAUAAGAUGGCGGCUGAGAGGGUUGAGGAGAUAAAGUUGGAGGCUAAUGGAAGUGCUGGGAAUGGCAUGGACGGGCACAACGGCGCUGAUGGCGAUAGUGCAUGGACGUGGAUGAUGGCGGAUCCAAUGGACUUGGAGCCGUGA